UGGCCCUCUCUUUUAAUUUGCUUACUGAGCAACCUCUUGAACAGACUUCUUCCUCCAGAUCAGUUUUCUCUGCUCCCCUAUUGUCUGGGGAAACCUGUCUUCUGGAGCUUCGUUCUUGAAAGAUCUCAUGACUUUAAAAUCAUCAGUGGGCUUUGUGUAGCCUGCCUGUCAAAAGAGAUAUGUUUACACCUUCCCUGCAUGUGUUAAAGCUAUAAGGUUACGGAGGAGAAUGGCUGAUACAUUUCAGUGCUUCAUGCUAAUAUGCACAAAAUGUAUUUAUGAUAAUUACAUGGACUGUCUGAAACAAUGCAUUCCAACAUUCUGUAACAUAAAUAAGAAAGGUGGAGCCAGCUGGCUGUAAACAGUUCAUUUGCCAGCAAUCCUGAUCUGCACUAUAUACCUUUUUUACACUGUCUCAGUCUGGCAGUAUUGAACCUGUUGCUGCAGUAGCCGAGUUGUAUUUUGCUAGAUAGGGGAAGGAGGGUUGUCUGCUGUCUGGUAGGAGGGCUUUGUCUGUGUGUGCCUUUCUCUCUCUCUCCCUCUCACACUCUCGCUUGCGCUCUCUCUCUCUCUCUCUCUCUCACUCCCUUUCCCGUCUCUGUGGUUUGUAAGGUAGGUUGCAGUGUGUGUAUAUACACAACAUCAAGAGCAGGAAAAUGGACUCAUUAGGGAGGCAGGCAGUCAUUACCACUCACACUGUACUUCCAGGGAGACAGCGACUAUGAGGAGACAAACUGAGGACUGGGGAACAAGCAGCAUAAAAGAGAAGUGUUAGAAGCUGCUCUUAACCCUUUUGGAGUCGGAAGAGAAAAGGGAACUAGAGGGCUUGACUUCUCCUUUACCUCCUGCAUUUACUCUGACCACAGUCCCUCCCUGUUCUCACAACUGGAGCUCAGCCCUGCUUCCCUUCCUGUUGAUUCCCAGUCAGCUACAUGUUUGUACAUUCUGGUCCUAACAGUUUCCUUAUUUGGCUGAAAUUAACAUUUUUUCCACAUUCAUCGACUGCCUGAAGUUACAUUUUAGAUACUGAAAUCACUGCACCUUAAAAACAAAAAGAUUAAGCUGCACUGCAUUCCUGCCGAGCUGACUCACUGCUGUUGACUCCAUGACCUGCCUCCCAUUUCAACCUCCACCUGUUUAAAAAGUUUAGUAGCUGACAAUAUAUCCCCUGGGAUCGUCUGAGCAGUGGACCAGUAAAAAGCAAACCAAAAGCUGCUGAUAAUCUUCAUGCAGUGAAUUUUACAUUGCAUUGGGUCGUUGUUGACAAUGAUGCCAUCAGUGGCUGGCACUUUUCCUCCAAGGUGCGAGAGAGAAAGAAUUGGCUGGAAUUGCUUUCCAUAUAGCUGGCUUGACAUGCAGCAUUGAAAAGGUCCUUGAUGAUCAGUUUGUGCUCUUCUCCUGAAAGAACCUUUUCUGUGUUUCAUAUGAGGAAACUGAGGCACAGCGAGUUUUGAGUGACUUGUCUAAAUUCACACAGCAAAUCGUUGGCAGAGCCGGGAAAAUAACUUGGGAAUCCUGGAUCACAGGCCCAUGCUCUAACCACUAGGCCACACUGCCUCUCCAAAUUACAGACACAGCCUCUCUCUGUCCCCUGCCCCAAUGAAUGUCUGCACUAGGGCCAAGGCUUGGAGUGAUUUACCUGAAGAGUAACACCAUUUGGAAACCACUGAAGAAACCCAAGACAGCUGAAAACCAGAAGGCGUUUGAGGAGAAUGAGAUUACUCAGACGGGUGCAUGCAGCGCCAAGCCAGGCCUUCCCUGCCUGAACCUUGAAGCUGUUCCACCUCUGAGCCCAGCCCUCACCCACUCAUCACAGUCACCAACAAACCUGCCCGCACACACAGGGUCAUCUGAUUGUAACAUCAGUUGCAAGGGGAUGACAGAGCGCAUUCACAGCAUCAACCUUCACAACUUCAGCAAUUCUGUGCUCGAGACCCUCAACGAGCAGCGCAACCGUGGCCACUUCUGUGACGUGACGGUCCGCAUCCACGGGAGCAUGCUACGCGCCCACCGCUGCGUGCUGGCGGCUGGCAGCCCCUUCUUCCAGGACAAGCUGCUGCUGGGGUACAGUGACAUCGAGAUCCCCUCAGUGGUGUCAGUCCAGUCCGUGCAAAAGCUCAUUGACUUCAUGUACAGUGGGGUGCUGCGGGUCUCACAGUCAGAGGCCCUGCAGAUCCUCACAGCUGCCAGCAUCCUGCAGAUCAAGACUGUGAUCGACGAAUGCACAAGGAUCGUCUCGCAGAACGUGGGGGAGGUCUACCCAGUGAUUCAGGACUCUGGGCAGGAGACGCCCAGGGGGACCCCCGAAUCGGGCACCUCAGGGCAGAGCAGUGACACAGAGUCUGGCUACCUGCAGAGCCACUCGCAGCACAGCGUGGACAGGAUCUACUCAGCUCUCUAUGCCUGUUCCAUGCAGAAUGGCAGUGGGGAGCGCUCCUUCUACAGCGGAGCAGUGGUCAGCCAUCAUGAAACGGCCCUGGGGCUCCCCAGAGACCAUCAUAUGGAAGACCCCAGCUGGAUUACACGGAUCCACGAGCGCUCACAGCAGAUGGAGCGGUACCUCUCCACCACUCCAGAGACCACACACUGCCGCAAGCAACCACGUCCGGUCCGGAUCCAGACCCUGGUGGGCAACAUCCACAUCAAACAGGAGAUGGAGGAUGACUAUGACUACUAUGGCCAGCAGAGGGUGCAGAUCCUGGAGCGUAAUGAGUCUGAGGAAUGCACUGAGGAUACUGACCAAGCCGAAGGCACUGAGAGUGAGCCCAAGGGGGAGAGUUUUGACUCUGGAGUCAGUUCCUCCAUUGGGACUGAGCCUGAUUCCAUGGAGCAGCCGUUCAUGGCUAACCUGGGCCGAGAGGGUCAGCAGGAACCUUCCCAAGCAGAGCAAAAUGAAGUCCCUGCUGAAGGCACACAGACCCAGCCGCAGCACCUAGAUGCCAACACUUCCUCGCCGGACAGAAGCAAUGACAUUGAAAUGGACAGCAAAGUGCUCACUGUCAGUAACAAUAGCGAAAAGGGGGCCUUGCAGCCUUCUGUCAACACAACAGUUGCUCAACCAUUGCCAAGCACCCAGCUCUACUUACGCCAGACAGAAACCCUCACCAGCAAUCUGAGGAUGCCGCUGACCCUGACCAGCAACACACAGGUCAUUGGCACAGCUGGCAACACCUACCUGCCUGCCCUCUUUACCACACAAUCUGCUGGCAGUGGACCUAAACCUUUCCUUUUCAGCCUGCCCCAGCCCUUAGCUGGCCAACAGACACAGUUUGUGACAGUGACCCAGCCUGGCCUGUCAACCUUUACUGCCCAGCUGCCAGCCCCACAGCCCUUGGCCCCAUCUGCGGGCCACAGCACAGCAGGUGGACAGGGUGAAAAAAAGCCUUACGAGUGCACUCUCUGCAACAAGACUUUCACCGCCAAACAGAACUAUGUCAAGCACAUGUUUGUACACACAGGUGAGAAGCCCCACCAAUGCAGCAUCUGUUGGCGCUCCUUCUCCUUAAAGGAUUACCUAAUCAAACACAUGGUGACGCACACUGGCGUGAGGGCCUACCAGUGCAGCAUCUGCAACAAGCGCUUCACCCAGAAGAGCUCCCUCAACGUGCACAUGCGCCUCCACCGUGGGGAGAAGUCCUAUGAGUGCUACAUCUGCAAGAAGAAGUUUUCCCACAAGACCCUUCUGGAGAGGCAUGUGGCUCUGCACAGUGCCACCAACGGCACGACCGGCGCAGCAGGCACCGGCACCAGGGCUGUCCCUGCCGGGGUGGUGGCCUGCACAGAGGGGACCACGUACGUCUGCUCUGUCUGUCCAGCUAAGUUUGACCAAAUCGAGCAUUUCAACGACCACAUGAGGAUGCAUGUGUCAGACGGAUAAGUAGAAUCUCUGUCUCUUUGUUAUGAACAAAAAAAAAAAAUAGAAACAACAACAAAAAAGCUAUGGCACUAGAAUUUAAGAAAUGUUUUUGUUUCCUUUUUACCUUUUUCUUUCUUCCUUUUUUUUUCUUUAUUUUUAGUUUUGUUGUUUUUGUACUACAUGAAGAACUGUUUUUUGCCUGCUGGUACAUUACAUUUCCGGAGGCUGGGUGAAUAAUAGUUUUCCCAGCCUCCCUUGGAUGGUGGCCUUAAGGCCAGGUAGUGCUUCAGGAGCUCCACUGGUUGGAUCUCUAGCUACUGGCCUCUAAAUACAACCCUUCUUUACUACAAAAAAAAACAAACAAAAAAAUAACAAAAAAAAAUUAAUUU
Dermochelys coriacea (leatherback sea turtle) is the source of this 4245-nucleotide messenger RNA. RefSeq names its product zinc finger and BTB domain containing 20 (gene ZBTB20). The record is from RefSeq and is a predicted model, not a curated record. Gene Ontology annotation, biological process: regulation of transcription by RNA polymerase II. Lineage: Eukaryota; Metazoa; Chordata; Testudines; Dermochelyidae. The transcript is spliced from 14 exons. The coding region runs from base 1604 to 3877 and encodes 757 amino acids. Gene Ontology annotation, molecular function: protein binding; RNA polymerase II cis-regulatory region sequence-specific DNA binding; DNA-binding transcription factor activity, RNA polymerase II-specific.